This is a messenger RNA of Schizosaccharomyces japonicus yFS275, 1086 nucleotides long. Its product is annotated as non-specific DNA binding protein Spt2. The transcript has a single exon. NCBI's taxonomy places the organism in Eukaryota, Fungi, Ascomycota, Schizosaccharomycetes, Schizosaccharomycetales, Schizosaccharomycetaceae. The coding region runs from base 1 to 1086 and encodes 361 amino acids. The record is from RefSeq and is a predicted model, not a curated record.
AUGGGGGGCUCUCCGUCUUUCCAACAGCUUAUGGCUAUGGCCGCAUCAAAUGCCACUCAAAUCACGUCUCGCGUUGACGAGUUGAAAAAAGCCCAGGUGAAGGAAAAAGCAAAGGAGCUAAUGCGUGAACGCGAGCAGCUACGUCUGCAGCAGGAGGAGCGGCGUCGAAUGAUAGAACAGGCCCGUAAACGGGAAAGUCAAAAGAAGGAAGAAGCGAAAAAUAAGUCGUCUCGAACAAGAAAAGAACGACCUCCUCUCAGUGCCGAAGAAGCACGCAUAAUGCGUGAAAAGAAGGACAAGGAGCGUCUUGAAAUGAAACGUCGUGCGAAAACACUGAGUUACCAAGAGCUCAUUCGUCAAGCACCAAAGGAGCUUCCAAAAACCGUACCGGUUAAACAGAAUCCACCAGCCUCGGCUAAACACAAUAAUGCUUCGCGGGAGACACACUCCAAGAACUAUUCCUUGGAGUGGCUUCGAGAAGCACCGGCUAGCAAUGGACGAUCUUCCACUGUUCGCUCCAGUAGCUCUAAAAUGAACGGUUUGACAAGCAGGCGAACUACUACGACUGCUAUCUCGGGAACCGGUUCUCGCUCUUCAAUUCCUAACGACCUUGUUCGGUUACAAACGGGUCCCAAACGUGAUAAACGCACUGCCGCCGAAAUUCAAGACGAGAUUGCUCGGAAGAAAUUUGGAGCGAGUUCAUCAUCUGGAAGAGCAUCGGCUAUGCGUAACACACCAUCAGGGUCUUCAGCUCGUAACAGUACCGUACCUAGAAAACCGCUUCCAAGACGAAAACCGAGAGUCGAAGAUGAUGACAUUGAUGGAUUCAUUGAGCCAGACAGCGAUUCCGAAAUCAAGCCUGACAUAUCCUCCGAGAUCUGGAAAAUCUUUGGCAAACGGAAGACUGAUUAUGUUGGACGCGAUAUGUACAGUGAUGAUGAUGAUGUUAUGGAAGCUUCAGGACAUGACGUUUGGCGUGAGGAACAGGCAGCUGCUCGACAAGCACGGCUUGAAGAUGAACGCGAAGCACGUCUUGAGCGAGACCGAGAAAUGAUGAAGAAAAAGCGGAAAAAAAUUACGUCCUAG